Molecule: messenger RNA, 1869 nt
Organism: Phytomonas sp. Hart1
Lineage: Eukaryota; Euglenozoa; Kinetoplastea; Trypanosomatida; Trypanosomatidae
Source: the annotation of a GenBank genome assembly
AUGGUCGAGCGCGCGCUGGUGGAGGUGGCCAAAACCGUCUCCGGCGAGAUCCAGGCCGCGCGGCGGGUGUUUCGCCAGAUUCUGCGCGACGUCCGGGCCGACGUCGCCGCCCCGCGGGAGUUCGUCCUCGCCCUCCCCGACGACUUCCGCUUCGAGGUCAACCUCGCGAUUCGGAUUCUGCACCGGAUGGACCUGCGCAGCACGCGGGACCUGACCCAGCUCCUCUUCGUCGUCUUCGCCGAGACCGGCUGGGCGGAGCCGCGGGAGCUGACGCUGCUUUGGCACGCCGUCCAGGCCUAUUUGCACGACAUCUCGCAGAUCACCCAACAUCUGCCCGACCAGGUCCUCAUCCCCCUCCCGUCCUCCGUCUUCACGCUGCUGAACGGCUUCUGCGAGUACCACAUCUGCGAGUCCCGCCGCUCCGGGACGUCGGUUGGCGGGAGCACGCAGACCUCCACCACCAACCUGCGCGACCUGACGGAGCGGUUCAUGGCGGGGAUGGUCUCCGUCGAGCCCUCGCCGAUCUCCGAGAAGGCGAUGAAGGCCGUCAUCGAGGACGGCAAGCACGAGGAGCGCAACGCGAUCCGCAAGGGCGCCUGCCGGGUCGAGGAGCGGCGCUACCUGCCGAGGUCGGUGCGGAAGUUUAUUGAGGCGAACCGCUCCACCCUCAACACGUUGUUGUACUGGGAUUCGACCUUGCUGGACUCGACCCUGCCCUACCUCAAGUCCGAGCCGAGCCUGAUCGAUUUCACCUUCAAGUUGAACGAGUUCCGCACCCGGAUCGACAUCGAGUCGAACCCGCACAUCAAAAUCGUCGUCGACCGCAACCGCUGCCUGGAGGACAGCUUCAACGCGCUCAAGAAGGUCAAAACCUUCAAGGCCCCUCUGCAGGUGCAGUUCCGCAACGAGGAGGGCGCCGACGCCGGCGGCCUCCAGCGCGAGUGGUUCCAGCUCCUCUCCAACGCCUUCGUGAACGAGAGCUACGCCCUCUUCAUCCACACCCGCGAGGGCCUGACCUACCAGCCCAACCCCUUCUCCGACAUCAACGCCUCGCACCUGGAGUACUUCCACUUCGUCGGGCUGAUUUUGGGCAUGGCCAUCACGCACAACGUCGCGCUGGACAUCCACUUCACGCGGGCCGUGUACCGCCACCUGAUCGGCGUCCAGCCCGUCUUCCAAGACCUCAGCAGCGUCGACCCCGAGCUCCACGCCAACCUCCGCUGGCUCCUCGAGAACGACGUGUCGGAGCUGGGCCUGAGCUUCGCCGUCAGCGCGGACCGCUUCGGGGAGGUUUUGGAACACGACCUCCAGCCCGGCGGGCGACAUCUGCCCGUCCACAACGACAACAAGGCCCAGUACGUCCGCCAGCUCUGCGAGUUCCACAUGACGACCCGCACCGCCCCCCAACUCACCAGUCUGCUCACCGGCUUCUACACGGUGAUCCCGCGGGAGGCGAUCCGCAUGUUCACGGAGCUGGAGCUGGAGCUGGUGAUCUGCGGCUUCGUCGACUACGACGUGGAGGACAUGCGGGGGAAUACCGCCUACCAGGGCUACACCGCCGCCUCCCCGCAGGUUCGGUGGUUUUGGGAGGUCGUCGGGGGGAUGUCCAAGGACGACCGCGCGAAUCUGCUGAUGUUCGCGACAGGGUCGUCGAAGCUGCCGCUCGGCGGCUUCGCCAAGCUCGAGGGCUCCGGGGGGAUGACGCAGUUGUUCACCAUCGGCCGGUGGUCCGGCUCGCCGGAGCUGCUCCCGCAGGCCCACACGUGCUUUAACAAAAUAAACCUCCCCGAGUACCCCACGGCGGAGAUCCUGCGCGAGAAGCUGAUGCUCGCGAUCACCUACGGCCAUAUGGGGUUCGGCAUGCUAUAA